Molecule: messenger RNA, 2184 nt
Organism: Copidosoma floridanum
Lineage: Eukaryota; Metazoa; Arthropoda; Insecta; Hymenoptera; Encyrtidae
Product: nuclear RNA export factor 2
Biological process (GO): poly(A)+ mRNA export from nucleus
Cellular component (GO): nucleus
Molecular function (GO): protein binding; RNA binding
Source: RefSeq, a predicted model, not a curated record
CUUAACUAAGUAUUUAUCUUUUUUUUUUUUUUUUCGUAUGUUUCGUACUUCGUACUCAUUUUUUAGCAUUUUAUAGAAUAUAGAGAUGCAAAAACAAGUGACAAAAUAAACAUUGUGCAAGUCAUCGAAAUGAAACACAAAAGUUGGUGCUAGCAAGUAUUGCACCUUAAUAAUACGAUUAUGGUUAAGGUGUUACGAGGGUAAAAUUAAGGUGAAAAAAAAUUGGUGGAUCAGUUUAAUUUUUUUUUUUUUUUUUUUCUUUUUUUGUAACACGUCUAUUUCGCCAUGAUGUAUCGAGACACUUUGGUGAACUUGUUAAAACCUCACAGUGGUCAGAUCCAACAACAAAAUCCACAUGUGCCAUUACAACAAAACAUUAUUAUGCCACAUUCGCAAAUUGGUGGAUCGCCACCAAUACCAGUUAUUUUAGACUCAAAUGCUGCCAUGAGUCUGGCAAUGGGCACAUCGAUGUAUCACGAAAGAUCUUUGAUGGCACGCAAUGAUAUUUGGCACAGAAUACUGAUCCUUCGCGGAGGCCUUUAUGACAAAGAAGUUAUAUUGAAGAGUAUUUUGAAAGCUGUUAAUCCAGCAGACCUGAUCCCUGUAAAAUAUCAGAUUAUUGGAGAAGAUUCUUGCUUUAUUGCUCGGAAUUGUGACAGAGCUCUAGAUUCACUUUGCAAAACUAGCUUGAUUGUUAACUGUCCUGAUGGAAAUCCUGUGAUUCUUUCAAUAACUCUUGGAUUUGCUUCCAUUCACGAUCUAAAAAUCAACAUCCAACCACUUUUGUUGACAGCACUGAAAAAAAGGUAUGACAGUGAAUCUAAAAAGCUAGAUUUGACUGAUUUUCACAGAGAUCCCGAUGUUUACAAUACAGUCUACUGCCCUCUGGCUCAGACCAAAACUUUGACUCAUGUUCUAAAAUUAGCCAAAACUGCGUUUGGCUCUAUUGACUACAUCAAUUUACAGAGUAACGAACUUACUUCACUUAUGUUGGUAGACACAGCAAAUAUAAAGUCUCUUAAAUGCAUGGAUUUAAGAGACAAUUAUUUUUUAAGAGUUGAGGCCUUAGAGCCUUUAAAAGCUAUCAACAUUUCGGAAAUUUGGUUGGAUGGCAAUCCUAUGUGUGAUAAUUAUUCAAGGGCAAAUCAAUAUGUCGAGGCUAUAAGGCAAUACUUCCCUCAUAUGACAAAAUUAGAUGGAGUACAAAUCAGUGCACCAGGAAUGCCAUUGAUUUUUAAAAGUUACGUAAAAAACUAUCAAAGAAAAUACCUCAUUGAACAGUUUGUCUACCAUUUUUUCAGAGCUUAUGAUUUUAGUGACAGAAAUGUUCUUAAAGGCUUGUAUGAUACUAAUGCAUGGUAUUCUACAACAGUUGGAACCCCUACCUCUCCAACUACAAAAAGAGCUCUUGAACCAUUUGGACCGGAAAAUAGAAACUUGUUGAUUUUCGGCAAAAACAGCCAACAGCUUUUGUAUCACGGGCAAGAUCAGAUUCUCAAAGUUUUUAAAAAUUUACCACCUUCUCAGCACAUUCACAGGUCACUUUGUUGCGAUCUGAUGUAUGACAGUGAUCAAAUGAUCAUUAUAUCCGUGGAAGGAUUAUUUAAAUCAAUGCUUGCUCUGAAUCAACUAUUUUCUUUCAAUAGAACAUUUGUUUUAGUAGCGAAAGAAGAAAAUGAAUACAAAAUAAUAAACGAUCAAUACCACGUAAAUCCACCGAUACAAAUGGCUGAUCACUUUAAAUAUAAUUUAGAGAAAGAAGUCAUUCCCGAGUACGAACCAAACUGUUUUAGUCCCAGUGAAAAAGAAAAUUUGAUUCUCAGUUUGCAAGAAAAAACUACAAUGGGAGUUGAAACGUGUGAAAAAUAUUUAAAAGAGGCAAAUUGGAGCUUGAAAAAAGCAAUCACGAAUUUUUUGAACCACCAUAAAAAUGGACUGAUACCCAAAGACUGUUACAAGUAAAAGUUUUGCUAAGAACGAAGAUGGUUUUUUUGUAAAAAUAAUCGUAAGUGUAAUUUUUACUUUAAUUCGAUAAAGCAAAAAAUAUUGUAAUAUACUUUCUUGUCACGAUCUUGAAUAAAUUUUUGUAAAACAUUUGAAAUGGAUAUUUUCGCGCGUAUUCUAUGGACUUAUUAUGGGGAGGGGGGAGAUUCGGGAGGGGAUGUGCUUUGUGUGCUGACUGCU